GGAGGUGCUGAAAUCAGAGCGCUCUCUCCUUCUCCGUACCCCCCCGCCUCUCCUGCUCUCUCCCUCUCUCCCUUGCCUCUGUCUCUCUCUGUCUCUGCUGCCGCCGACCGACACUUGCAGCCAUUUUACGCAGGACGAACCCAAUCAUGUCGUGAGGGGAGGCUCGCUGGUCACCUGGACAGAGCCAGCAGCCGCCGCGCGUCCCGGGGGUCGCACACAGGCGUGCGGGCAGGUCCGGCCAAAAUGGUGAAGAGGAAAAGCCUGGACGAGAACGAGCCGGAGUGCGGGAAGGGGAUACCGUUCCCCAUCCAGACCUUCCUAUGGAGGCAAACCAGUGCAUUUCUGCGUCCGAAGUUGGGAAAACAGUAUGAGGCUUCCUGUGUGUCCUUUGAGCGGGUGCUGGUGGAGAAUAAGCUCCACGGGCUGUCGCCAGCCCUGUCAGAGGCCAUCCAGAGCAUCUCCCGCUGGGAGCUUGUCCAGGCGGCUCUGCCUCAUGUACUCCACUGCACGUCCAUCCUGCUGUCUAACAGGAACAAGCUGGGCCACCAGGACAAGCUGGGCGUGGCCGAGACCAAGCUGCUCCACACGCUGCACUGGAUGCUGCUGGAGGCCGCCCAGGAGUGCAACCACGAGCCCAGCCUGGGCCACGGCUGGUCCGGGGGCAGCAGCAGCAGCGCCUUCCUUCAGCCUGUGGGAAACCAGGGCUCGUCGCCCGGGGCUCCCGGCUCCUGCUCCGGCUCGGCCCUAGGGGGGUCAGGGCCCCAGCACAGCGGUUCCCUGCUGGAGGAGGAUGAGCACGCUCGUACCAAGCUGUUCCACAAGAGCAUGGCCACCGUGGAGCUGUUUGUGUUCCUGUUUGCUCCGCUUAUUCAUCGGAUAAAGGAGUCGGACCUGACCUUUCGGUUGGCCAGCGGCCUGGUAAUAUGGCAGCCAAUGUGGGAGCACCGCCAGCCUGACAUCCCUGCCUUUACUGCACUAAUCAAACCUGUGAGAAACAUUGUGACAGCUAAGAGGAACUCCCCAGUCAACAACCAGUGCAGCCCCUGUGGAUCUGGCAACCCGGGUCCCAUGGGCUUCCAGGUGGUUUGCGAAACCGCCCAAUCAGAUUCCUCCUCCCCUACGGCUGGAGAGCAGAGCUGUCGUCGUGGUAACUCGGUCGAGAAAGGUGGCCCCUCGCAACAACCCCCGCUGGUCAAAGGCCCUUCCAAGAAGAAGUGAGCACUGUUAUUGAAAAUACCCUCGGGAAGCAGUGAGAUGGGUAGCGUUUGAUCAUGUGCGCGUCAUUGAUUUUUGAUGUGGGAGUCGUGUAGAAGCGUCAUGCCCCUUCAGGUUUGCUGUUAAGCAGGAGGAGAUGGUGUGGUCGUAAAUUUGGAUGGCUUUAAUACACUUCUCACUUAAAGAAAUAAGGUUAAAAAAAAAAAAGUGCUGCAUUUGUUCAGAGGGCAGUACAGUCUGUCAAGCAUAGGAAUCGUAUCUAUGUAGACCCUAGAUUCAGAUGAGGAAAACCCCACAAAAUUAUUGGAAAAAAAAUCAAGAUCACAAACAACAGGAGGCAGCGAUGUUACAUAAUAUUAGGGAUAUAGAAAGACGGAAUCACAAUAGCUAACCGGGAGUAGCAGUGUAGUAAAAGUGAAAGCAGAACUACCACAACUUCAGCCAAGCACGGUGAACUUUCCUACAUUCUUUGCUGUAA
This is a messenger RNA of Xiphias gladius (swordfish), 1693 nucleotides long. Its product is annotated as protein unc-80 homolog. The transcript is spliced from 7 exons. Gene Ontology annotation, molecular function: monoatomic cation channel activity. Lineage: Eukaryota; Metazoa; Chordata; Actinopteri; Istiophoriformes; Xiphiidae. Bases 244 to 1218 code for a protein of 324 amino acids. Gene Ontology annotation, biological process: monoatomic cation homeostasis. Gene Ontology annotation, cellular component: axon; cation channel complex. The record is from RefSeq and is a predicted model, not a curated record.